Molecule: messenger RNA, 1625 nt
Organism: Prunus avium (sweet cherry)
Lineage: Eukaryota; Viridiplantae; Streptophyta; Magnoliopsida; Rosales; Rosaceae
Product: D111/G-patch domain-containing protein
Biological process (GO): mRNA splicing, via spliceosome
Cellular component (GO): nucleus
Molecular function (GO): RNA binding
Source: RefSeq, a predicted model, not a curated record
AUACCCGCUUUACGCAGGCGGUCCCUGAAUUGAAUCUCUGUUCUGGCUAGCAAACCGUCGUGGAAGUGUCUUUGACAAUCUCCAAUUUCCCGUUACUGCGUCUCUGCUGAUCAUGCACGUAUAGAGCUAACCAAAUGGAGGGUCCGAGUCCUUGUGCCACAGAACCCGGCUCCCAAGACUCCCACAACGCCUUUGUUUGGGACGAAAGCUCUCAGCUUUAUUUCCAUGCCGGUAGCGGAUUUUACCAUGACCCGACCGCUGGUUGGUACUAUAGCACUCGGGACGGUCUUUACUACAAAUUCGAAGAUGGAAACUACGUGCUUCUUCCCUCUCACCAGGCUGAUAAUUUGGAAACAUGUGAAACCCAAGUGACUGCUUCUGAGAAUCCCAUUCAAAGAGAGCUUUUUGCACAUGAAAGUGAAUGCAUAGAAACUGUUCCUCAGGAACCCAUUGGAAUUUCAGGCACCACAGAGUGCUGCAGUAGCAGUGAUGUACCUGAAAAUCCCCCUCCCACCUCAGAAUGGUUAGAAGAUACGCUUAUUGAUCUUUAUUUGUCUGGUUAUUCCAACUUAGAAGCCAAUGCUGCUGAUGAUAUGACAGUCUUUCCCGAAACAGAUGUUGAGUUUGGAUCCAAUGGGAAUAGAGAUAGUCACGAGCUCAAUGAAGGCGAAUUGAUUCUGGAUGACCAUGAUGCUGCAAUUAAAUCAAGUGAAAAUGUUUCUGAUGAAGGUGCUUCAUUGGAUGAAGAGAACUGGCGAGCUCAAUAUGGUCAGGUCAUUCAAUCUGAAGAAGUUUCAAUCCCGGAGUCCUCACUUGUAAGUUUAUGGGACUGGGAAAUUCUCACAAAGCCCAAAAAGGAUGGAAAAGGUGAGGUAGCGAGGCUUGUCGGGAGAUUAGUGAGGCGGUCUGCUAAGCUUCAUCCAUCUAUGCCUUCUGGUGGUGGUCUUCUAAAAACUGCUCCAAUAUGUGAAGUACAUCUUGAUCUGGUACGAGUUAUAACAGGACAAGUCUAUAAGUUGCAGAGCCCCAGUAUACGAUACUUAUCUUCCUUGUCAACUUAUGAUUCUUCCAACCCAACCAAAGAUUGGGGCUUCCCUGAAUUAUCAGUCAACACACAAAUUCAGGCCCUCUCUAAAUCCAGUGCAAACAGUGAAUCAAUAACUGCAGAUGGAGUGGCAGUUAGCAAGGAUUCAUCUUUGUUGCCAGGCCAAAUAUAUGAAAAGCAUGAAAGCUAUACAUAUAGGGAUAGAGCUGCUGAUAGAAGAGCCUUGCACGGUGGUUUCGGUGUGGGUCCAGGACAAAAGAAUUCACUAAUUGGUGAUAGUGAUUCGCCGCCAGGCUCUACAGAAGAAGCUGCAGCAGAGGCCUUGAACAUGUCAUUUGGAGUUGGUAGUUAUGCCAGAAAACUUUUAGAAAACAUGGGCUGGAAGGAGGGAGAGGCACUUGGCAAAAGUACAAGGGGAUUAGUUGAACCUAUUCAAGCACACAGCAACAUUGGUAAUGCUGGAUUAGGGUGGCCUCAUGGAAGAUUUAAGCAUCCCUGAAUUAGAGUGGUCUCAGGGAAGACUUAAACAUUGAUAAUGCUGCGUGUACAUACAUACGGUAGAACUAAAGCAUGAUGAUUU